AUCCUUUAUCAAAAUAUAAAUAACCAAAACUUAAUGUGCCUUGCCUUAAUCCCCUUCUUCUAUAUCCUUCCCUCAUCACAUUCUUGUAUAUGUUGCGUUACCUAAACAAAAUCAUACACCACAUUAUUCACUUGUUGCUCAUGGAGAUAGAACCCAUAUUACUAGCGGAGCCAUCCAUAGUUCAAAGCAAGAGAAGCAAGGUCGUUGAAGAUAACAGCAAGGUUGUCGUUUUGUCAAAAACAAGUGUCUUGUCAGAAACAUCUCAAGAUUUUUGCAACCACUCUGAGUCAUUUGAAAAGCUGGUACGGAUUGGCCUCCCCUGCAAUGACUCUGUUGAAGAAAAACUCUGUUGGCUUCGGUCCCAGAUGAUAGGCAACGAUGCUGAGUUCGAUUCUCCGUUUGGAAGAAGAAAACUUGUGUAUGCUGAUCACACUGCUUCAGGCCGCAGCUUACAUUACAAUGAAAACUUCAUCACCGAUCAUCUUCUUCCUUUCUAUGGUAACACUCACACUUGUGACAGUUACGUGGGAAGCAGGACAACAAAAAUGCUGCAUGAAGCAACCACAUACAUUAAAAGUUGCCUUGGCGGUGGAGAAGAAGAUACAAUCAUAUUCUGUGGUUCCGGCACAACCGCAGCCAUCAAGAGGCUCCAAGAAGUAAUGGGAAUCGCGGUGCCCUCGAUUUUGAGGGAAAAGGUGGUAAAGAGCCUUGGCAAAGAAGAAAGAUGGGUGGUGUUUGUGGGGCCCCAUGAGCAUCAUUCAAACCUCCUUUCAUGGCGGCAAAGCUUGGCUGAAGUGGUUGAGAUUGGUCUUGAUGAUGAAGGCUUGUUGGACAUGGAUGCCCUGAAGCUACAGCUUGAGGCCUACAAAAAUACCAACAGACCAUUAUUGGGAUCUUUUUCAGCUUGUAGCAAUGUCACCGGAAUACACUCCGACACGCGAGCCAUUGCUCGUCUUCUUCAUCAGUACAACUGCUUUGCAUGCUUUGAUUUUGCAGCAAGUGGUCCAUACGUGGAGAUUGACAUGAGAUCAGGGCAUAGUGAUGGGUAUGAUGCUGUGUUCCUGAGUCCGCAUAAGUUUCUUGGUGGUCCUGACUCCCCUGGUGUGCUCCUCAUGAACAAGGCCCUUUACCGUAUAGGAUCUUCACCUCCCUCCACUUGUGGAGGUGGAACUGUUACCUAUGUCAAUGCCUUCAAUGAAAAGGAUACAUUAUACUUGGAGAACAUAGAAGAAAGAGAGAGUGGAGGUACCCCUCCAAUAAUCCAGACAGUUAGAGCAGCCUUGGCAUUUUGGGUGAAAGAAUACAUUGGCUAUGAAGAGAUUGAGAAAAGAGAACAGUUGUACAUUAACAAGGCACUUAAGAGGCUUAUCCCCAAUCCCAACAUUGAGGUUCUAGGAAACACAAGUACCAAGAGACAAGCUAUAUUGUCAUUUCUCAUCUACACUAACACCAAUUCUUAUUCCCAAGAACAUGAUGAACUUAACUUGUGGGCAGAAACAGGAUGCAAAAGAGGCUUGCCACUUCAUGGCCCUUUUGUUGCAGCAUUGCUCAAUGAUCUCUUCGGCAUCCAAGCUCGUGGUGGUUGCGCUUGUGCUGGUCCUUACGGCCAUGAGUUGCUCCAUAUCAGCAAAUCUCAAUCACUUUCCAUUAGAUCAGCUGUUCAAAAGGGCUAUGUUGGAGUGAAACCUGGAUGGACCCGUGUUAGUUUCCCUUAUUACAUGAGUGAAGAGGAUUUUGAAUACAUUCUAAGUGCCAUCGAAUUUUUAGCUGUAUAUGGCCAAAGGUUCCUUCCUUUGUAUAGCUUCAACUUGAGAAAUGGCAGCUGGAGAAUGAAGACAGAGGAAUUUGAGGAAAAAACCAAGAAAAGCAAUGUCAAAUUCCCUACCAAAUUGUUGGGAAAAACUCCAGAAGAAAGAAAGAACCAAUCAUACUUCGACGUUGCUAAAUCCAUUGCCAGUGAUCUCCCAAAGUUCCCUUCCGAGGGGAUACUCAAUUUAAAUGUGGAUCCCAAUGUUCUAUGCUUUAGAAUUUGAUUAUUACGGUAUCAAUACCAAACACCAUUUGUUAAUCUACAUACAUAUAUUUUAUGACAAUUUCCACUCUUUUCAACACGACCUAUACACCCCCUCCCCUUCCUUUUCUCUCCCCAACACACAUACACCCCCCUGGUAACCUGGUACCUUUUCUCAUUUCUAGAUAUCUUUAAGGGGAACUAAAACCAAUUGGCCCUAAUAUUUAGAAAACAGGGGCUCUAAUGGUCUCACGAUGCUUCAGAAUCAAUGACAUAUACACGCUACAGUAAAUUGAACUAUGUACUGGAAGGAAGGACCCAACAUGAACAUUUGUUUACUUAAUCACAAGGCAACUUGUAUUCAUGAGUGUGGGUAACAAGACCCCAAGGACGAUUUUCAAAUAGUUAGUAGUUACCAAUUAUGGGUUUAGGUUUCUAAUAA
Molecule: messenger RNA, 2453 nt
Organism: Arachis stenosperma
Lineage: Eukaryota; Viridiplantae; Streptophyta; Magnoliopsida; Fabales; Fabaceae
Exons: 5
Coding region: 90-2033 (647 amino acids)
Source: RefSeq, a predicted model, not a curated record